CAUGCACUUUUAUUCAUGAAUGAUUACUAAAUGUAUGCAUUGUCAUGAAGAGAUCGACUUAUAAGAGACUGCAUGCAGGCUUAUUUCUUUCAUUAGAUUUUUUUCUUUGUUCUUUCUUUAGCUCUAGCAAUUAGUGGGUUGUUUUUAUGUAUAAUUUGUUGUGGUUUGGUUAAAUUAAAUGCAAUGUACAUGGCUCGUUUUAUAGUCCUGCUUGCAGCACAUUGUUUACUUGUUUCUUCAUAUGCCCAGAAGAUAGAAAUCCUUUCAAUCAAGUCAUGUCAGUUUCAAUAAGUUCAUCUUUUGUCGAGAAACAAGUGAUUGGGCCUGAAGAUGGAGUCGAGCAGAUUCAGGUACUUCCUGCAGUUGAGGAUAAGUAUGGUGGAGUUGUUGUGGAAUUGAAAGGUGAUCAAACCUUGGAUUCUGAGGUUUAUUCUUCUUCGCUCAGAUUUUCAAUGUCACAAUGGAAACAAAAGGGGAAGAAGGGCGUUUGGAUCAAAUUGCCUAAGCAACUCUCGAACCUUGUUGAUGUGACAGUUAAGGAAGGAUUUAGGUACCACCAUGCCGAACCAGAUUACCUAAUGCUGGUGCAUUGGAUACCUGAAACAGUUGAUCCUCUUCCUCCAAAUGCUUCACACCGGGUAGGCAUUGGUGCUUUUGUCGUAAGCAGUAAGAGAGAGGUGCUUGUGGUUCAGGAGGCCAAUGGCUUUUUCCGAGAUACAGGUGUAUGGAAGCUGCCAACUGGAGUUGUUGAUGAAGGUGAGGAUAUUUUCGCAGCUGCAGUUAGAGAAGUCAAAGAAGAGACAGGAAUUGAGACAGAGUUUGUGGAAAUGUUAGCAUUUAGGCACAGCCACAAGGCAUUCUUUAGAAAAUCGGAUUUGUUUUUCAUUUGCAUGUUAAAACCACAUUCCUUUGAAAUCCAGAAGCAGGAUUUAGAGAUUGCGGCAGCACAGGUAAAAUUUCUGUUAGAUGAAAAAAUCCAUCAUAGAAUAUAUGACAAAACAUAGCAUGAAUGUUAUAUAUAGUCACUCAAUGCAGAAUUCAAUUCAAAAUUUGAGAAACUAUUCUAAUGUGUUACUUUCUGGGAAUAAUUUUCAGUGGAUGCCGAUUGAGGACUAUGCAGCUCAACCUUUCGUCAAAGAAAACAAACUGUUUGAUGAUGUAGCACAAAUAUGUUUAGCGAAAUUGGAUAAGGACUAUGCUGGUUUUACUUCUCUGGCAACAACUACUUCCUCUGGGAAAACCAGCUACUUGUACUUCAAC
Rosa chinensis is the source of this 1260-nucleotide messenger RNA. Its product is annotated as nudix hydrolase 2. Lineage: Eukaryota; Viridiplantae; Streptophyta; Magnoliopsida; Rosales; Rosaceae. The record is from RefSeq and is a predicted model, not a curated record. Gene Ontology annotation, molecular function: NADH pyrophosphatase activity; ADP-ribose diphosphatase activity; NAD binding. The transcript is spliced from 7 exons. Bases 276 to 1004 code for a protein of 242 amino acids.